This is a messenger RNA of Trichoplax adhaerens, 806 nucleotides long. RefSeq lists its product as uncharacterized. Gene Ontology annotation, biological process: positive regulation of DNA-templated transcription. NCBI's taxonomy places the organism in Eukaryota, Metazoa, Placozoa, Uniplacotomia, Trichoplacea, Trichoplacidae. The coding region runs from base 63 to 806 and encodes 247 amino acids. The record is from RefSeq and is a predicted model, not a curated record. Gene Ontology annotation, cellular component: nucleus. The transcript has 8 exons.
GGUGUUGAAAUUGGCUGGCCAGCUCCUGUUGCAAGUGCUGGUGGCGAUCAUGGUUCAGUAGUAUGUGUGCUGCAAUUUAUGUCGACAACUAUUUAGAAGCCAUCGAGAAUCUUCCCGACGAGGUACAGCGUAAUAUAUCUCGACUUCGUGAUAUCGAUAGCCGAUUUCAGAGUGUUUUAAACAACCUACAACGUUUGAAUGAGAAUUUCUUACUUGAAAAUGACAAAAAUCGACGACGAAAAUACUUUCUACGGAUGCAACGUUGCUUGAUUGAAACUCAAGAAUUUGGAGAUGAGAAAUUAGAAAAUAUAUCACAAAUGGUUGACCUGGUUGAAAAUCGUAAUCGACAAUUAGAAUUAGAUGUAGAAAAUGUUGAAGCUUCCAGUGAAGAUGCUGGUUCUCCCCUUAAUGAUGGCUCUCCUGGGGAAUUCCACGGUAGUUAUGAAAUCAUUGUCAAAAAUUGCAAAUUUUCAACUGUUGAAAGUCAUCGUCGUACUAGAAGUAGCCAAGAAAAUUCUGGCAACGCGAAUACAGCUAAUGCUUCUAGUGAAACUUCUAACGAAAAACCACCCAAGAAAAAACCACGGACUAGAAAUUUAUCUUGUUUUCAUAGAACGAAACCAAGUUCCCCUGUUUCUGAAGACCUGCCAAUUGAUCCCGAUGAACCAACAUAUUGUCUAUGUGGCCAGGUUUCUUUCGGCGAAAUGAUUGGCUGCGAUAACGACGACUGUCCAAUUGAAUGGUUUCAUUUUCAGUGCGUUGGUCUAAAUAGUAAACCGAAGGGAAAAUGGUACUGCUUGAUAUAG